GCAGUCACUACGUUUCCGCUCCCGGUACAACGCGCUGGAUAUCGUUCCACAUAUCGCGCCAACAUGGAUAACAGCCUCAAAGCAAAUAAAUCUGCAUUCUCCAUUGAUAAUAUACUGGAGCAUAAAACGGAGUUUGCAAAGCGACAACUAACAAGCCAAACAACAGCCACAACACCUGUUGCCACAAGCUCGCCCACAGCCUUUACACCCACCGCCACAUCCAGCCCAGCAUCCAUCUAUGAUUUAUCGCGUGAAGCAGCAGCCGCUCAAUAUGCGCUCAAGAAUCUGGAGCCAAGCACAGCAACGCUGCUAUCGCCCACAAGCCUGCGCUUCAAUACGCUCUACUCAGAUCCAGCCUCAUUAUUCUAUCAGCAAAUGCUGAAUCUGCAAAAGAAUUCUACGCUCUUCAUGCCACAUUUUCAAGCUGCAGCAGUGGCAGCUGCCGCCGCCGCUCAGCCAACGGCCUAUUGUGAUCAAUAUAGUCCGUUUCUGGAUUGUGAAGGCUUUAAUAAUCCGGCAGCAGCGGCCGCUCUCUAUUGCAAUGCAGCCUAUCCGGCGGCUAGUUUCUAUAUGUCAAAUUUUGGUGUAAAGCGCAAGGGCGGACAAAUCCGUUUCACAUCGCAGCAGACGAAAAAUCUCGAGAAUCGUUUCUGCAGCUCAAAGUAUCUGUCGCCGGAGGAGCGACGCGGCCUGGCGCUGCAGCUCAAGCUGACGGACCGUCAGGUGAAAACAUGGUUCCAGAAUCGCCGCGCCAAAUGGCGAAGAGCCAAUCAGAGCAAACGCAAUGCAGCCGGCAACGCCCACAGCAACAGCACAGUGCCGCCCAGUAGCAGUUCCACCACCGAGACAGCCAGAAAUGUGACACAGGCGCCCAGUGAUGAUGAGGACCGCAUGUAUCUGUCCGAGGAAGACUCAGAGGAUGAUGAAGACGAGCCCGUCAAAUGCAGCUAA
This is a messenger RNA of Drosophila busckii, 951 nucleotides long. It is a transcript of the gene HHEX, whose product is annotated as hematopoietically-expressed homeobox protein hhex. Gene Ontology annotation, biological process: regulation of transcription by RNA polymerase II; cell differentiation. The transcript has 2 exons. The record is from RefSeq and is a predicted model, not a curated record. NCBI's taxonomy places the organism in Eukaryota, Metazoa, Arthropoda, Insecta, Diptera, Drosophilidae. Gene Ontology annotation, molecular function: RNA polymerase II cis-regulatory region sequence-specific DNA binding; DNA-binding transcription factor activity, RNA polymerase II-specific. Bases 64 to 951 code for a protein of 295 amino acids.